CUUGUGGGCGUGGCCUAAUGAUUAAAGGGUUCUGAAAGUUUUCUCAGUUGCUCUACAAUAAACAAUGCUAAGUCCACACAUCACUGCCAGCCAUUCCCAGCCACAGCAGAGUCGAUAUCCGCAGUGAAAGCGCCCGUCAGCCUCCACCUCCCCGAGCUCAGGUGUUCAGUCUCGGCCAGAAACACGAUCUUUGGAGAGGUGACGCAUGCUUAAACCACACCCUGAACACAAAGAACAACCGCAGGACUCCUUCACGCCCAGCGGAGACUCAACACCUGACGCUUCGAUGGCGGAGGAGAGGGACUUCAUGCGCUCCGUGCUGCCGGUUUACGACUCUUUCCACCCCGAAGACUCUUCACUAGCUUUACCGCUGGCGAACAAACUCACGCUCGCCGACGCGCACCGGCUGAACCGACUACAGCAACAAGUGCAGCUCACUCUCUCGCGGAAAAAAAGGAAACCAAAACCAGCAGAUUCAUCUCUUGCAGAAAGUCAGUCCAGCUGUCAAAUUUCAAGUAGUUCAUCUUUAGGAAGUCUACAUUUGAAGCGGACAUUCUCCGUUAAUCAUGAAGCCACAAGGUCACUGCGGAUGGUUGAUCGAUCUCAAUGGCCAAGCAUGGAGCCGCCUCUAUUUCACAGAGGCUAUGGAAGCUUUCGUUACACCCCUAAGAGAGCUGGUUUAUGCUUGGGCUCUAACUCUCUGACUCUCCCUUCGGCCCCUACAACCAGCCACUUCCAAAUGAACAAACUCCCUUUACGCUACGCCCACUCCGAGGUCCUGCGAAAUCCACGCUUUGCAGGCCUGUCAGCAGCCACACAAAUCCCCAGCAGCCCGGUGUAUGAAAACCCCCACACGGAUGAUACAGAUGAUGUGUUUCUACCGAGCACUUCUGUAGAGAGGGGCCGGAUGGAAUCGGAAAAGCACACCCUUCAGCAGACCCUCUGUAAGCAGAGAGAGGGGGGUUUUGUUGCUCUCGAACAAUCAGAGAACGUGUCCUGGCAGAGCCGCGUGAGGAAGCCGAGCCUGGAGUUUGUUGCAGGAAGACGACCCUCCCAAACUGGAUCACUUAUCAGCAUGGAGGAGCAGUCAGGAAGUUUAGGGAGGAUUGAAAAGCUGGAGGUCAAGCAACAUGCAGUUACCACAUUAACAAAGAAGGGCAAACCAGGUGAACUCAGUGCAGAGAUGACACUAAAAGAGGCUGUAAAUCUGCUGACACAAGAUAAUAACAUGGAAACACAAAUCGCCGCUGCUAACUUCAUACAGAACCAGUGCUUCAACAGUCCAGAUGCCAAGAGAAAGAUACUUCAUCUUCAAGGCAUCCCAAAGCUGCUGAAGCUGAUGCAGAAUGACAGCGAGGAGCUCCAGUGGGCCGCCGUCAGCUCUCUCCGAAAUAUUGUUUUUGAAAACAAUGAGAACAAAAUGGAAGUCAAAGACUGUGAGGGGCUUCCAGUGAUCCUGAGACUCCUCAAGAUCAAUCGAGACAUCGAAACCCGGCGCCAGCUCACUGGUCUGCUUUGGAAUCUGUCCUCUCAUGAUCUCCUGAAAGAGCAUCUGUCCAGAGAAGCGGUCAAACCUCUCACAGACAGUGUUCUGGUGCCAUGUUCAGGCAUUUCCGAAGGCGAAGACCCUAAACUGGAGCUUCUCGCCGACCCUGACAUUUUCUAUAAUGCCACCGGCUGCCUGAGAAAUCUGAGUUCAGCUGGUCCAGAUGGGCGUAAAGUAAUGCGGGACUGUGAGGGUCUCAUUGAGUGUGUCAUCUAUUACAUCCGUGGCACUAUUGCAGACUACAAACCUGAUGAUAAGGCCACAGAGAACUGUGUCUGCAUCCUGCACAACCUCUCGUAUCGAUUUGAUUGCGAAGUGCCUCGUGUGGAUUCACCUGUAGCUCAAAAGCCCAAACAAACUCACACUGAAACCAGCAACCCGGGCUGUUUCAUUAUCAAGACUCCUAAAAACUCUGCAGAGAAUCUGGAAGCGGAUGAAGAUUAUCCUGCACUGGAGGAGAACGGCAGUCCUCAUGGUGUGGAGUGGCUCUGGAGCGCCAUCACUGUACGCAUGUAUCUGUCGCUCAUCGCCGUCAGCACAAACCAACACACCAAACAGGCAUCCAUUGGCACUCUGCAGAACCUCACAGCCUGUUCUGGAGAGAUAUCCCAGGCCAUCGCACACUUUAUUGUGCAAAAAGAGGGAGGCCUGUCUCAGGUGAAGAAGUUGCUUCAAGAAGCAGAGAAGGAAGAGCUCCGAAUAUCUGUGUCACUGCUUAAGAACAUCUCUCGCUAUCGAGAACUGCACGCAGAUAUUGUUAAACAGGUGUUACCGGAGCUGGUCGCCAUCCUGCCAAACUCUGACCGAAAUGUGGAGCAGCCCAUAGAGAUCACCGUCACCAUCUGCCACAUACUUAUCAAUCUGAGCCAAGCAUCUGCAUCAAACACCUGUGCCAUCAUAAACCAAGGAGCGUUGCCCAAAAUCAUCAGCAUCAGCUCCAAAGACAAUGGGUUUGGACCCACACGGGCUGGCCAAGCAGCUUGUGUUUUACUUCAUACCCUGUGGAGGCAUUCAGAACUUCAUAGCAGUUUUAAGAAGGCUGGUUACCGGAAAACUGACUUCAUAAACAACAGAACGGUGAAGGCUGUGAAUUCUGCUCGAGAAUAAUGGAAUCCGCAAAUAUAUAAUGGAAAAAACUUUUUUUUUUUUAUAAAAUAUUAUAAAUGGUGCUAAUAAUAUUGUGUAUAUGUGUGUGGGGGGCAUAUGCACAUGUGUAUAUGAGUUUGUCAUAAUUUAUUACUUAAUAGUUUUCUAUGUAGCGUUGAAUGGACACACCUU
Danio rerio (zebrafish) is the source of this 2824-nucleotide messenger RNA. It is a transcript of the gene pkp2, whose product is annotated as plakophilin 2. Lineage: Eukaryota; Metazoa; Chordata; Actinopteri; Cypriniformes; Danionidae. Gene Ontology annotation, biological process: animal organ development; cell-cell adhesion. Gene Ontology annotation, cellular component: cytoplasm; anchoring junction; nucleus. The record is from RefSeq and is marked provisional.